AAUCCUGUACUAAUUCGUUAGAAGAAGAAUGGUAGUCAAGAUGGACGCGGAGCUGUUGUUGUUUUUGGUUUCUGAGAACAAGGAAUUAUUUGAUAAAAACCACAGUGAGUACAAAAAUACGAAGCGGAAAGAAGUACUUUGGCAAGGAAUAGCAGACAAAAUGGGAGUCGAUGUGGAAGAGGUGAAAGCUAAAUGGAAAAAUCUAAGAGACACAUACACAAGGAAAAAGCGACUGGAGCAGGAUGGAAGUCGGAGUGGACGGGCAGCUAAGAAAAAGAAGCAAUGGAAAUAUAUGCGAGUGAUGGACUUUCUCGAUCCCUCCACAGAACACAGAAGUGUUAUUUUGGACAGUGUUCCCGGCAAAAUCGAGGAUGACGAGCCAGAUGAAGACAGCGGGGCUGAACCAGCCAGCACCAGUACGGGAACAUCCAUGACAAGUCCAGGAGCAAUCCGGUCUGGCAUUGUAAAGAGAAGGCGAUCAGAGACACUAGAGCUGUUGGAGAGGUAUUUGGCAUCUAAAGACUCAAGAGACAGAGAGAAAGACGAACAACAGCAAGAUGAAGUCGAUUUAUUUCUACGGAGCUUAGCACCUGCGUUAAGACGCUUACCUGCUUCAAAGCAGUCCUUGGUGAAGCUUCAGAUCCAAAAAAUACUUCAUGACGCAGAGUUUGGACAACCAAGCUUUCCUCAGAUUUCCUCAGUGUCACCAAGUAAUCAGUUGUUACUACAGUGUAGUGUUGUAAAACCCAGUUGAAAUACUUUUUUAUUGAAAAUAAAUGUGACUUUAAAAUAGUGA
Messenger RNA from Ctenopharyngodon idella (grass carp), 796 nucleotides. RefSeq lists its product as uncharacterized. Bases 29 to 754 code for a protein of 241 amino acids. Lineage: Eukaryota; Metazoa; Chordata; Actinopteri; Cypriniformes; Xenocyprididae. Gene Ontology annotation, molecular function: DNA binding. Gene Ontology annotation, cellular component: nucleus; transcription regulator complex. The transcript is spliced from 3 exons. The record is from RefSeq and is a predicted model, not a curated record. Gene Ontology annotation, biological process: regulation of transcription by RNA polymerase II.